This is a messenger RNA of Candoia aspera, 2057 nucleotides long. RefSeq names its product delta 4-desaturase, sphingolipid 1 (gene DEGS1). Bases 38 to 1009 code for a protein of 323 amino acids. Gene Ontology annotation, biological process: ceramide biosynthetic process. The transcript has 3 exons. Gene Ontology annotation, cellular component: membrane. Gene Ontology annotation, molecular function: sphingolipid delta-4 desaturase activity. The record is from RefSeq and is a predicted model, not a curated record. NCBI's taxonomy places the organism in Eukaryota, Metazoa, Chordata, Lepidosauria, Squamata, Candoiidae.
GUGGAACGAUCCUCUGGCAGGCGGGUUUUCCUCAGACAUGGGAAACUUUGUGGCCCGAGAAGAUUUCGAGUGGGUCUAUACCGACCAGCCGCACGCCGACCGGCGGAAGGAGAUCUUGAGUAAACAUCCAGAGAUAAAAACCUUGAUGAAACCAGACUACAAUGUGAUCUGGUUGGUUGUAUUUAUGGUGCUUGCACAACUCAUUGCUCUUUAUCUAGUUAAAGAUUUGGACUGGAAAUGGGUUGUAUUUUGGGCAUACAUAUUUGGCAGUUGUCUCAAUCAUUCCAUGACUUUAGCUAUUCAUGAGAUUGCUCACAACAGUGCCUUUGGCAAUUCUAGAUCUUCAUGGAACCGAUGGUUUGGAAUGUUUGCCAAUCUCCCACUUGGUGUACCAUACUCCAUCUCCUUCAAGAGAUACCACAUGGAUCAUCAUCGUUAUCUUGGUGCAGAUGGAGUUGACGUGGAUAUUCCUACUGACUUUGAAGGAUGGUUUUUCUGUACCCGUUUUCGAAAACUCAUAUGGAUUAUACUUCAGCCACUUUUUUAUUCUGUUCGGCCCCUCUGUAUUAACCCCAAACCAAUAUCUCAAUUAGAAAUCAUCAAUUUAUCAAUUCAGUUUAUCUUUGACGUUCUUGUAUACUAUGUCCUCGGAAUAAAAUCACUGUUCUAUCUGCUGGCAGGAAUAAUAAUGGGGUUGGGCUUGCAUCCUAUUUCAGGACAUUUCAUAGCCGAACAUUAUAUGUUUUUAAAGGGGUAUGAAACUUACUCAUAUUAUGGGCCACUGAAUAAGCUUACAUUCAAUGUUGGCUAUCAUAAUGAACACCAUGAUUUUCCUAAUAUUCCUGGAGCAAGUCUUCCACUGCUAAAGAAAAUGGCUCCUGAAUACUACGACCAUUUACCACAAUAUAACUCCUGGAUUAAAGUGCUUUAUGACUUUGUGAUGGAUGACACUGUCAGCCCAUAUUCACGCAUAAAAAGACACCCAAAAGGUGAUGAGAAACUGGAGUAACCUUUCAACGAAAAAGUUUCUUCACAAACUCCAGAGGUGUAGCUUCAUGGUAGCUGGUACAAGACAUCACUUGAUAAAUAUUUGUUGGCUUGUUAUCUUGACCAAGGCUAGAAUACCAAUGUAUUGUUACAUUUUAAAACAGGUCUGAAAAAUUAAAAACAUUGGUAGAAUUAGAAUGUUCCUACCUUUUCCAUUUUUUUCUGGUAUAAUUGUUCUCUGCAUAACAUUAGUAUUAAUAUUACAUAAUGUGUUUUGAUAGCUGUUCUCUCAAACAUCGGUUCUUUAAAUCUAAUUGUUUAAAUUUAUGCAAUUGGUUUAAAGAAAAAAACAGUAUCUGCUGACUACAUAGACAAUUUCUCUGCCUAUUUCUUCUUUUGCUCACAAAAUGUAGUUAUUAAAUAAACUUCUAGUUUAAUUUUGAUUUACAUGGUAUAUUAAAAUGUCUGGCUUCAGUCUCUUUCAAAUACCAUGUCAUGGAUUAGCAUAUGCAAUUGACAUGUAAUUAGCGGUAGUAUGGACAGUAUUGUAUUAUGAUUGCUGUUUAAAAAAGUACAAGCUUCUUAAAAUCCACCAGUCCUCUCUGACUUAAAAAUAAACAUGUUAGCUAUUUGGUAACUAUUAAAUCUAAAUUCAACAAUAUGCUAGCAUAUUUUGCAUUUGUGAAAGAGGAACUUUUCUUCUCUCCUUGGAGCCCCAGAGCAUGUCAUCUAAUCUUAUUUGGAGGAUAUCUAGAACCUUCACAACAAGAACUUGGUGUGCUAGGUGGAGAUGGCCUUAUGGAUAAUGGAAUUUUAUUUGCCAGCACUGCCAUUUAGUAUAAUGGCCCUUUUGUUUUGCAAAUGAUGGUAUGUUGCUACUGUAUAGGAUAUUUACUUUGCCUCAGAUAAGUAUUGGAUUAAUCUGCCUUGAUAACCUUCAUUAGUCCUACAAUUUACUGAAAGCCAGAUUUAUAUGUUCACCACUUGUGCUUUUUUUUUUUUGCCAGAGUAAGAGUAAUAUCAAUUGUAUGUGUAGAAUAUGAAGUGUGCAAAUAUAAUGUAUCUUGUGA